This is a messenger RNA of Clupea harengus (Atlantic herring), 2514 nucleotides long. RefSeq names its product speckle type BTB/POZ protein (gene spop). NCBI's taxonomy places the organism in Eukaryota, Metazoa, Chordata, Actinopteri, Clupeiformes, Clupeidae. Gene Ontology annotation, molecular function: protein binding. The record is from RefSeq and is a predicted model, not a curated record.
GAGUGUGUGUGUGAGACAGAGGGUGUGUGUGUGUGUGUGUGUGUGUGUGAGACAGAGGGUGUGUGUGUGUGGGGAUCGGGUCCUCUGCUGGCCGGUGCUGUGGCCCCUGCUACCCCCGUGUUCAAAGCUGGCGAUGUCCAGGGUUCCGAGUCCGCCCCCUCCCGCGGAGAUGUCCAGCGGCCCUGUGGCCGAAAGCUGGUGUUACACUCAGAUCAAAGUGGUGAAGUUCUCCUAUAUGUGGACCAUCAACAACUUCAGCUUCUGUCGAGAGGAGAUGGGCGAGGUCAUCAAAAGCUCCACCUUCUCUUCGGGAGCCAAUGACAAACUGAAAUGGUGCUUGCGCGUUAACCCCAAGGGGCUGGAUGAGGAGAGCAAGGACUACCUGUCCCUCUACCUGCUCCUGGUCAGCUGUCCCAAGAGCGAGGUCCGUGCCAAGUUCAAGUUCUCCAUCCUCAACGCCAAGGGAGAGGAGACCAAAGCCAUGGAGAGCCAGAGGGCGUACCGCUUCGUGCAGGGCAAGGACUGGGGCUUCAAGAAAUUCAUUAGGCGGGACUUCCUGCUGGAUGAGGCCAACGGACUACUCCCAGAUGACAAGCUCACCUUGUUUUGUGAGGUGAGCGUGGUGCAGGACUCUGUGAACAUCUCAGGGCAGAACACCAUGAACAUGGUGAAGGUGCCGGACUGCAGGCUGGCAGACGAGCUGGGGGGCCUGUGGGAACACUCUCGCUUCACUGACUGCUCCCUCUGUGUCGCCGGGCAGGAGUUCCAGGCCCAUAAGGCCAUCCUGGCAGCUCGCUCUCCUGUUUUCAGUGCGAUGUUUGAGCAUGAGAUGGAGGAAAGUAAAAAGAACCGCGUGGAGAUUAACGACGUGGAACCAGAAGUGUUCAAGGAGAUGAUGUGCUUCAUCUACACGGGGAAAGCCCCAAACCUGGACAAGAUGGCCGACGACCUGCUUGCAGCCGCUGACAAAUAUGCUCUGGAGCGUCUGAAGGUGAUGUGUGAGGACGCCCUGUGUACGAGUCUGUCAGUGGAGAACGCCGCUGAGAUCCUCAUCCUGGCCGACCUGCACAGCGCCGACCAGCUCAAAACACAGGCUGUCGACUUCAUCAACUACCAUGCGUCAGAUGUGAUGGAGACCUCCGGCUGGAAGUCGAUGGUGGCGUCCCACCCUCACCUGGUGGCCGAGGCCUACCGCUCCCUGGCUUCAGCCCAGUGCCCCUUCCUGGGCCCGCCCCGCAAGCGCCUCAAGCAGUCCUAGUCCCCACCCCAUCCCCUGACCGCCACCGCCCCUUCGCCCCUCCUGUCCUUCAAAUCCCUCUCCUCCUCCCGUGACGCCCAGAGCACCUGCUGACCUGAAGGCCGGGGGAGGACACCCUGUUGAAGACGCCCUGACUCCCAGAACUCGACCUGAAGUUUUGAGCAACCCUGACAAGAAGAACUUCCCUCCGUGUGGUCGGAGGGCUUCCUGGAGGACAGAUGGUGGAGAGGAGGGCGACCGCUGGAGUGUAGCCGCACCGCCGCUGCCGUCGCCGAACCAAACUCCUUCCUCCCUUCCCACCCGCACACACGUCCAAGCCUCGCUUGCGCUGGGAUGGGGUGAGUGAAGGGGUAGGUGGGUGUCCCCAUGUCUGACCUCCGUUCCAGGAACACAAGGUUGUGCUUCAGCCAGACGAUGUUGUUGCCCGGAGCGGAGAAGCCACGUCCUCAUCGCUCGGCCCGGUAGCGGACGAGGAGAAGAGCAAAGCGUCUGGGCCGGUCGGGUCACCAGACGCGAUGAGUUUUUUUUAAAUCCUUCUGUCUUCAUCCCUCCCUGUUGAACAACAUGACUGUGUCCUAAAGGAUGAAGAGAUUAGGGACGGGCUAACUGAAUGAGUGACAACAUGAACGAACCAAUGGACAGAAAGGACAUUUCUUGAGUGGAGUGAGGACUGAAUCGGACUGAAGCAAACACGAAGGCAAAGUGCCCGUCAGUGCUGAGCAGCUCGCUUGUUUCUGUGAAGGACCUUGACAUUUCCCUCAUCGCCAGACUCUUAAUGGCCGCUGUGCUACUGUGCAGACGAGCAGUCAGUGUGGAGGAGAGCUGCGGAGAGAACCGUUCCUCAGCUGGACCUACGUGCUCUCGUCUCUUGUCCCGCCCACCCCCUCAACCGACCUUGAGGCAGCGCACUGCACCCCGCCUGAGAGCCCCCGUCUCCAGCCCGGUGACCCUGACGUCUGAUUGGACAGUUUUAGUGCGGGAGCAGGAAGUUGACUGAGAAUUUCGCUCUUCCCCCCCCUUAACUCUCACCCCAUCCUCUCUGUCAAACAGCAGAAUGUGAUGAGGCUUGAAGCGAAGAACUGAACAUGAAAUAAAAACAUGCAUAUAGUUUUUUUUUUUUUUUCCUUUUGUUGUUUUUUUUUUUUUUUGUGAUUUCAUUUGAGGUUUCAUUUCUCCUCCCCGUAGCACUUGUGUAUUUAAAAAUAAAAAUAAAAACAACAGCUUUCUGUAUUAAAAAAAAACAAAACAAAAAAAAA